AUGUCCGAAUCACCAAGCAACACCCCGUCAGACAAGAAACCUAGAGUCUCUCGUGGAGGGCAUCACCACAGGGCAAACAGAGGAUACAAGAAACGUCCCAAUGACUCAUCAGCGACAGCUACAUCGCAUGCUGACAAAGAGGAAGAAAUUCCACCAGAUGAACAAUGUUUAAUUUGCGCCGAGCACAUUCAAUAUGCCGCACUAACACCUUGCAACCAUACUACCUGUCAUAAAUGUACAUUCAGACAACGGGCCCUUUACGAACGAACCAUCUGUCUUAUUUGUCGUACUGAGAACCCUCAUGUCGUAUUCACAGAACAGAUUAAUAAAGAGUAUAGCGAGUUUUCCGACAAGGACAUCGUGGCCAAGAAUGAAAAGUAUGGCAUCUGGUUCACCCAAUCCUAUGUCGAAACAGACACAAUGAACCUCCUUGCCAACACUUGUUCCAUCUGUAAUGAAAAACUUGACAGUUUUAAGGCCUUGGGCAACCACGCCAAAGAGAUCCAUUCCAAAUACUUCUGCCACCUUUGUCAAAAGUUCAAACAUGCAUUCAUAUCGGAACUCCCCUUGUACACCGCGCGUCAACUCCAACGACAUCAAACUGAAGGUGAUGGUGAUGACUCGGGAUUCAAAGGCCAUCCUGCAUGUAAGCACUGUCAUCACAAGAACAAUCGCUACUAUUCCGAAGAUGAAUUGAAGGUGCAUAUCAGAGACAAGCAUGAGCGAUGCCACAUUUGUGAUCAGUUUGAUAGAAAGAACGCUGAUUAUUAUAGAAAUUACGAUGCCUUGUAUGCCCAUUUCCAAGCCGAUCAUUUUGUGUGUCGUGCUCCGGCGUGCAUAGAGAAGAAGUUUGUCGUGUUUAGAGACGACUUGGAUUUGACAGCUCAUAUGUUGAAAGAACAUGGCGGUGUCGGCAGUGGCUCUUCCAAUCGAGUGGUUAUCGGGUCUAAUUCCCACUUUUCGCAAUUGUCAACGUUUGCUGAUAGAAGACCCGGUGCUACCCCAGUCAACUGGAACGAUGACGAACAACAAACACCAGAAAUUAAACGGAAAAGAUUUGAAGAACGGGCCAAGCACUAUCUCAGUUAUGACCCGGCCAAAUAUGAUGAAUUUGUUAGUUUGAAUGCCAGUUUCAAGAACAAGAAAAUCAGUGCCAGUGAACUUCUCAGCCUUUACAAGCAAGAUUUGUUUCCUGACCAAUCCAGCGAUGAAAUGAAUUUGUUGAUUCGAGAGUUUGCCGAAUUUUUUCCAACUUCUUCUGAAUUACGUCGUGACUUGGAAUCUGUAUCUAAAGAUGCGGCCAUUACUGAAACACAAAAUGAAAGUUUCCCUGUGCUUGGAGGCCGACCAAUCGGAUCAAUGGGACUAUGGGUUGGGUCCAGAAGAACACCAAGUCCUAAACCGGACAAGUUUCCAGCAUUAGCCAAACCAGUAAAGAAAGCAAUUGCGGCGCCACAGCCUAUAAAGUACACCAAUGUAAUCAAAACCACCGUGAAGAAGAAGCCAUUGAGUCCAGUGGUAAACACCGGCCCUUCGACUUACAAACCUACGUAUUUGGACAACAACUCCUCACCAUCACUUCCAGUUCUUGGACAAACUAGCAGAACAAACUCGCCCAUGCAAACAUCGUCUUCGCUUCUGUCUGCGCCUACGAAAUUCCCAGCCUUGGAGAAGAAACAACGGAAAGUAAUCCCCACUGUCAAACAAUAUAAUAUUGCCGAUCCCAGCCUGUGGUCGAAAAACGCGGCUAAACAACCAGUUCGAAACAGUACCACCCCCACGGACGAUUGGGGAGGGAUUGAGAUAAUAGACAAACGAAAGGGUAAAUUGAAAAAGAAAGGUGGAGUAGUUAGUGAUUUAAUUUAA
This is a messenger RNA of Spathaspora passalidarum NRRL Y-27907, 1866 nucleotides long. Its product is annotated as E3 ubiquitin-protein ligase. The record is from RefSeq and is a predicted model, not a curated record. NCBI's taxonomy places the organism in Eukaryota, Fungi, Ascomycota, Pichiomycetes, Serinales, Debaryomycetaceae. Bases 1 to 1866 code for a protein of 621 amino acids. Gene Ontology annotation, biological process: rescue of stalled cytosolic ribosome; protein ubiquitination. The transcript has a single exon. Gene Ontology annotation, molecular function: ubiquitin protein ligase activity; ribosome binding.